GCUCCAAUCAGGUCAACAUGGACACAGAUGAUUGGCAAGCACCCACUGAGGCGGAGAUGAAGCUUAUUGAAGCCAGGAGGGAGCGCUCAGAUAAAAUCUCCAAACUCAUGUCAACGUAUUUGCUGAAAGGCUAUAAGAUGUUGGCAACAGUUUGUUCAGAAUGCGAGGUAUGUAUUUGAAGACCAUUAUUUAUUAUACUUAUCAUGGCUUUUUUUGUGAUUAACUGGAUGAGAAAUAAGCUCAAUUUUUUUGACCGCCAUAAUGUCUGAUGCUGGAGAGGGUUCCCCUAUAGAUUGCAAAAUCAAAACAGACUUUCUUCAUUGUAAUGGAGUUCAGAGAUAUUCCAUGUGCUAGUAAUGACAGAAUUGGCUGUAGCGGAGAUGGGAACUUACAAGUCUGAUAUUAAAAAUUUUAGCGCUAAGCUAAAUAGUGACGUUACAGACAAAUUCAUUUGGGAAAGGGUGGAAAUCAAACAGAAAAGACAAAGAUUGGAUCCCAAAGACCUACCCUAAAAGAGAUUCAAAGACAUUUCAGAUUUAAGUUUUGAGUAGCCUAUAUUCUGCAGUAUUAAUUAAUAAAAAAUGGACUUAAAAUAACUUCAUUUGAAAAGGAAUAUUUGAACACAUUUCAUGUCUUCCCCAUUGUAUUUUGUAAUGCAGAAAUUUGAAUAUUGUGAAUGAAAAAAAUUCAGCAAUUUUACAAUUUUCAAUAUAAUACCGUAACAAUUUCUGAAAGAUUAUUGCAUCUAGUUUCUCAUCUCAAAAACUUGAUUUUAUGAUAGUUUGAACAAGUUAUAGAGUAUUAGGUUGGGUUGAAUUCAGAAAUUGAGCAGUAAAAUAUUACUCACACCAUAAAGGUCAAGGUCAAUAUCAAAAUGCAUUAUAUAAAAACAAAUUCUUUUCAUAUCAUAAGAUAUCUUGUCCAAUAAGAAAAGGUAUACUUUUAAUGGACCCUGAAUACAUUUAGUAUUGGAUUUUGUCAUGACAGUUAUAGGGCCAAAGUGUCACAAAUGGUAUUGGACAAGGCCCAUGAUAAAGUUUCUCCCUGUCUUAUGUGGUCUGACAAUCCCUUACCGUAUCUCACUUUGGUACAAAGGCAAGCGGAUCACAUAGUCUUAUUCAUAACACUAAAGUUUUCUACACAUUCCAUGCUUCACCGACACUCACAACAUCAUAAACAUUCAUGGUGAUAGCAUAAUGAUGUUGUUUCAAUUAAUCUUUAUUCCCAAUCUCAGGAAAUAAAAAAAAUUAAAAAAACUAACUAUUUCUGUUUUUUUUGGUAUAUAUGUAUAGACUAUACUAUUACAAGACAGACAGGGGACCAAAUACUGUGUGGCCUGCUCUGAGCUAGACUCUGACACAGACAAAGAUAACCCAGGUGAGUGAACACUGCCUUGUGGCAGGCUGCCUUUGUUAAAAAACAAAAACCUUCCAUUUCAGGAAUUUGAAUAAAGGUGCUUGUUAACAGAGUAAGUUAUAGAUUCCAUUUAUAUGUUGGGUUUGUUAAAAUAUGGGGCAGUACUGGGAAAUUUUGGUUUUAUAAAAGGAAAACAUGCACUUCUAUAUCUGAGCAUUCAAAUAGUCUUUAAUAUUAUGAGAAAGUUUUUAAAUAUCUAUAAAAUUUGAUGAUUUUUGCUAUUAUUGACUGAUCAUUUACUUUUUAUGUUUGUCAUUGUAAGUCAAGAAAGUCAGGAGGUUUGAGUUCAUUUAACAUCUUGUGAAACUGCUCAUUAAUUAAUUAAUCUAUUCAAAAUGUAAACAUAAAAUUCACAAUUUAAUCUUUUUAAAUGGUCUCCUUUUCAUUGGUCUCCCCUUCGCAGUAAUCAAUGAAGCUGCCGCAAUCUCUAUGGCCAGAGAAAUAUCUUCUGCUGCUGGGACUAAAACAAAGGACUUCACAGGAGCGGGAUCACCCACCAGACUGGCUCAGGGUCUGCAUGGUUCUGGUGACACUCUCCACACCGCCUCACCUAAACCACAAAUGCUGCUCACUGGCCCGAGACCAUUUUCUCAGCCAUAUACACUGGGGCAAGUACUUCAAGACCCUUCAGAAUCAGCUUCACAUAAUCUAUCUCCAGAUCAUCAAUCAGCUCCUUGCUCGGUACAAAAAUUGCAGAGCGGUCCAUGUAAAAUCUCGAAUGAAUCUCUGUCCACUCAGUCUCCUGUCACGAGCCUAGGCACACUGUGUGAGAAACUGGAGUGGGCCAGCAAGGAGCUGUCACACACCGACCGUGUGGAGUAUAGCAUUCAACUCUGUCAACUCAUAAAGGCGGCUGCCGAGGCCAUCGUCGCAGUCAGAAAAACUGGGGUUUAGUUGUUCUUAGGUGACUUGAAAAAACUCAUUUUAAAAGAAUUGUUGUAAGUUUGAUUCUCUCUAGUGUUUUUGACAUUACAGCAAGUAUCCACAAAUAAAAAGCUGAACUGUGAAGUCAAUAUUAAUGUAGUUGAAUCAAAUUGGCAAUACCUGGAGAGUGGCUUUUAUCUAUAAUUUUGAAAUUAAUAGAUAAUUAUAGAUAAUUAAAAUAUUUAAACAUCUAGACACAUAUGUGAUAUGGAGUAGGUAAGUCACAGGGAAUUUUAUGUGUGCACAUAUUUUUUUCAUUUAAUAAAUUUAAGCGUUGGAUAAAAAAAAUAAUUGGAAUUUGUGUUAUAAUCCCAAGUGUUUGCAUUGCAAGCUAUAUAUCACUUUUAAUUCUAUACAUUUUAACCAUUUUUUGCUGUCAAGGCAACUUUGACUUAUUUGGCAAGUGUAGGCGCACUUGAAAUUAACCUGCAUGGUCCCCGAGGUGAUUCACAACAGUAACUGGCCAAGCAUGUACCGUUUAUUUAGUAGUAUGCAUUAUUCAUUAAUGUAUUACUGUAUCUGACAUAAACAUGGUUUGACAGGGAAUCACAGUUCACCAAGGCCGGUGAUUUUGUUUCCAGAUGUGUGCACAUAAAUGUUUUGAGAGAUGUCAAAGGGAUCAAUCUGAUAGGUGUGAUUUUUUACUAUAAAUUGAGUGUGUUUAUAUCAAGACUUAACAUUUUGACAUUAUGUGGUGCUAGCCCUCUUAAAAAAAUUAUAUACUUAAAUAUGAAUGUAUUUACCACUGGAUGAAUAGGACAGAUAUUUUUAAGUAUUAUUAUUUGUUUAAUUCCUAUUUGAUAUCAUUAUAAAGCAAAAAUAAAAUGCUCUUUCAAAAAACUGGACUGUUUAAUUUAAGUGAAUUUUACUGUUUCCAAUUUUUAUAUUCUUUAUUUAAUAUAUAU
Messenger RNA from Lymnaea stagnalis (great pond snail), 3245 nucleotides. The record is from the annotation of a GenBank genome assembly. NCBI's taxonomy places the organism in Eukaryota, Metazoa, Mollusca, Gastropoda, Lymnaeidae.